AUGCUGCCCGAACAGGUCGACCAUUCUCCGACAAGAUCCUCCAAGUCCAAUAAUAACCACGCAUCUUCGUUUCAUAAGCUCGCAGUGCAAGCCAAGAAAAAAGCCCACAGCAUCACCACCGCUCCUCUUCGAGAGUUGAAUUCACAAAAGUAUCUGAACAGUCUUCACGGCAUCCUUGUCCUGGAAAGCAUCCUAUGGAUACUGUUUCACACCUUCAUUCCUGGCCUCACCACUACCGACAUCCCCUGCCCAAACUAUCAGCAGAUUCUUCGAAAAAUUUUCGAGGUCCUCUUUUGGGAAUAUAGCUUCAUCGCUUCAUUCUUCCUGAUCCUCUCCGCUCGAGUAAUCUGCAUUCCCUUCCUGGCCGACUCGUCAUCGACCAACUUUGCUCGGAGUCUCAUCCGGCGGCCCAUUGAGAUCGGCCUCCCUCUUUUCGUCGCAGCAGCGGUGGCCUUCCUGAUCUUCAACCAGACAGGGACGGACACCAUCACCGAAUUCGCGACCAACUAUUCCAACCCACUUGUCCAGCCCGUCUAUCUCCCCCCAACCGGCCUCGCACUCGUCAACAGCAUCUACAACACGCUAUGGAUGGUGCGAGACUUCUCCACGCAAGCCGCCAACCGCGCCUGGCCCUCCAUGACGCUCUGGUCGCCAUCUCUGAUCUAUUCGCAGUCCUAUACCGUGUACAUCGCGAUGGCGAUUCUACCCUUCACGCGCCCUCGCUGGCACGUGCAAGGUCUCGGGUUCUUCAUCCUUGGCGCCUGGUGGCUCAACAGCUGGGGCUGGUACAGCGCCACGGGCCUCCUGCUCGCCGACAUCAGCAUCCACCCGAUCCUCAAGGCCGACUUCCAGUACGGCUUCAACAUGACCGAGAAAUUCCGCGUGCGGAACGGCUUCAUCGGAGGCUUCCUGGCCGCGGCCGGCUUGGCCAUGAAAUAUGUCUGGGUCGCCGCACGGCCGGAUCUGAGGAACGCCGAGUUGAAAAGCCACCCGAUUUUCUAUUUCUCCGAUAAAGUCUCCUUCGAGACGUUCGACAAGUCGGCGCCCUAUCCGAGGAAUGACAAUUAUCUGCUCAUUGUAGGUAUCUUGCUUCUCGUCGAGACCUUGGAACCGGUCAAGAGCUUCCUGGCCGGUAACAGGACGUUGCUCUUCUUUGGGAAGCGGUCAUUUAGCUUCUUCACCGCGCAAAGCAUCUUCGUCUACACCAUCGGCAUGAAAUUAGCGCUGCACCUUCGCACAGCGCGCGACUUGUCGAUCUCUUCCACGAAUGCAAUCACCAUCUUCACGCUCAUUCCAUGCAUCUUGCUAGGCGCAGAACUGUUUUAUCGACUGGUGGAUGUCCCGACCGCGUUUCGUGGUCGUACUACUCGAGGAUUCUGGACCUGGAUUCUGGAUCUCCAUCUGCAAAGCCAGCAGCACCUUCAAUCAUCCCAGACGCCGCCCUCAAAGGUCCAACCGAUAGGCUGGCCAAGAAUCCGAAGUCCCAGAACCUACACGGCUUGCCAGAGAGAGAAUCCUUCGCUUAUUCAUGGCCGAACAUAUGGGGUCACGGAGAUGAGACUCAAGAACUCCAUCCGCGGUCCUUCACCACUCCGUGAUGCACUGCGAGGCCGCUACAAUCUCCUCGGAACAUCACGCAGCUGGAGCGCCGCGCAGAGUGAUCUCGCUCAAAGAUUUCUGCAGAGGGAAUCCACCUGCGGUCUGCCGUGCGUGAAGAUUGCCGAAAACAGCUUCCGAUUGACAGGGAAGGAGAAGUUGCUAGGCCCUGAGCACACGUCGACACUCACCAUUGUGAACAACUUAGGCAAUAUAUACCUCAAACAGGGCAAACUGGCCGAGGCGGAGCAGAUGUACCAACGGGCAUUGGCAGGGAAGGAGAAGAUGCUAGGCCCGUCGAUUUUGUCUCGUUGA
This is a messenger RNA of Endocarpon pusillum Z07020, 1911 nucleotides long. RefSeq lists its product as uncharacterized. The coding region runs from base 1 to 1911 and encodes 636 amino acids. Gene Ontology annotation, molecular function: protein binding. The record is from RefSeq and is a predicted model, not a curated record. The transcript has 3 exons. Lineage: Eukaryota; Fungi; Ascomycota; Eurotiomycetes; Verrucariales; Verrucariaceae.